AUGACUACGGCAGAGCAAACUCAGGGGCCGGUGACCUUCGAGGAGGUGGCUGUGUAUUUCACCCAGUGGGAGGGGGCUCUGCUGGACCCCGCUCAGAGAGCCCUCUACAGGGAUGUCAUGCAGGAGAAUUACGAGGCUUUGAUCUCUCUGGGUAAGGGAAGAAAAAACAGUUGCGCUGCCUGUGGGAAAAGCUUCAGCCGGCGCUCAAACUUUAUUUCUCAUCAGCGAAUUCACACAGGAGAGAGACCCUAUACGUGCUUGGAGUGUGGGAAAAGUUUCAUUCAAAGCACACAGCUGAUCAGGCAUCAGAGAGUGCACACAGGAGAGAAGCCCUAUAAAUGCCUCCAAUGUGGGAAAAGUUUCAAUCAGAAUUCACACCUCAUUAGACAUGAGAGACUGCACAUGGGAGAGAAAUUGUAUAAAUGCACCGAGUGUGGGAAAAGCUUCCGUCGGAGUUCAGGUCUUACCUCACAUCAGAGAAUCCACACCGGACAGACGCCCUUCAAAUGCCUGGAGUGUGGGAAAAGUUUCGAUUGGCGCUCACGGCUUAUUGCGCAUCAGAGAAUUCACACAGGAGAGAGACCUUAUAAGUGCCCGGAGUGUGGGAAAUGUUUCAUUCACAGCUCAGAUCUUCUUUCCCAUCAGAGAAUCCACACAGGAGAUAGACCCUAUAAAUGCCCCCAGUGUGGGAAAAGCUUCAAUCACAGCUCAGAUCUUCUUUCCCACCAGAGAAACCACACAGGAGAAAAACCCUACAAAUGCCAGGACUGCGGGAAAAGUUUUAAUCGGAGCUCUCACCUGUUUAGACACCAGAGACUGCACACGGGGGAGGAAUCUUAUAAAUGCCCCAGCUGUGGGGAAAGCUUCAGUCAGCUCUCAGAUCUUAUUUCACAUCAGAGAAGCCAUACGAGUGAGAAAUCCUAUGAAUGCCUCGACUGUGGGGAAAGUUUUGAUUGGAGCUCGAACCUCAUUGUGCAUCGGAGAAUUCACACGGGAGAGAAACCCUAUAAAUGCCCAGAGUGCGGGAAAAGCUUCAAUAGGAACUCGCACCUCAUCCGACAUCAGAGACUCCAUGCGGGAGAGAAACCUUGA
Emys orbicularis (European pond turtle) is the source of this 1092-nucleotide messenger RNA. RefSeq names its product zinc finger protein 501-like. Bases 1 to 1092 code for a protein of 363 amino acids. The record is from RefSeq and is a predicted model, not a curated record. Gene Ontology annotation, molecular function: RNA polymerase II cis-regulatory region sequence-specific DNA binding; DNA-binding transcription repressor activity, RNA polymerase II-specific. Gene Ontology annotation, biological process: regulation of transcription by RNA polymerase II. Lineage: Eukaryota; Metazoa; Chordata; Testudines; Emydidae. Gene Ontology annotation, cellular component: nucleoplasm. The transcript has 4 exons.